GCAUUUUUCGGUUGUUUGUACAAGAAAUCGAGAGUGGUUACGAUCGAAAUCAAAAUUUGCAUCUAUACGAAAUCGAAACGCUCUAAUUAAAUGCGAUGUGAACUUUUGGGGCACUUUGAAUAGAUAACGAAUCGAAUCUGUCACUCUAUGGAAUCGCUAUAGGCUUCGAGAACCGAUUUUUGUGUGAUUGACAAAUUAACACAAUCCUGAUUAGCAUCUGUAUCCGAUCCGUGCACAUAUCUGUUUUUGGUCGAAAAGGUUCUAGUGAUUAGCGAUCCCAUAGAUCCGACAUUUAGAUUCAGUUCGCCGGUUUUCAAUUGUCUCUCGAUUGUGUGGCAUUUCAGAGAAUUUCGAAUAGAAGCCAAAUCAAUUACGCGGAAAACACCCAGCGCACUCUAUAGAUAAACGACCUUUAGUCUGAUACAUAUAGGCCACUAUAUAAAACCGAUCCGUGACGCAUACCCCCCCAAGUGAUUCUGUGACCAAGUGGGUGGCGCGAGGUGACAAAAAAUAAAAUAACCAAAAAAAUCGAAAAAACCAAACAGAAACACACUUGACUAAAUGCGUGAUCGCCAUUUGGCCAAAAUGCCGCGUGGAGGAACAACAACAGCGCGCUAUGAGGAGGAUCCAGAUAACGCCUGGAACUGCUGUUCCUGGUGCGAGUACUUGCUGAUCGUUAUCCUUUCCACCAUCCUGCUGGUGGGUGUCCUGGUCCUGACCCUCUUCUGGGUGAUGUUCUACAGGGAUGGCUUCGCCUGGUCGGAGAGUCCCAAGCAGCAGUUCAACUUGCAUCCCAUUUUGAUGAUUGCAGGAUUCGUGACUUUGUCAGGAUUUUCCAUUUUGAUCUACCGCCUGUGUCGUUGCGUGAAACACAUCUAUGUGAAGCUCAUUCACAUGUUCUUCCAUGCCGUGGCCAUUCCGUGCAUCGCCCUCGGAUUCCUCGCCGUCUUCGACUCCCAUGAUGCUUUGAAGAAGGUGAACUUCUACAGUCUCCACUCUUGGCUGGGUCUCGUGACAAUGGGCAUGUUCGUGCUCCAGUUUGUGAUUGGCUUCUUCAGUUUUCUGGUGAUGCUCUGCUGUGAGAACAAGACAUACAGCUGCCGCUCCGCCAUGGUGCCGAUUCACGCCAGUCUGGGUCUGGCCAACUUCUGGCUGGCCAUUGCCACAUCCGUCACGGGACUGAUCGAGAAAGAGCGCGAAACCGUCAAGGAAACCAGCGUUAGUACCGAGAACAAGCUUGUGGAGCACUAUAUAACCAGUGCCAUUGGUAUCACACUGAUCUUCAUCGGCAUCAUCGUCACCUUUGCCGUGCGGCGCUCCAACGCCCCAGCUUCGGCGAAGGUCUACGUGACCGAACGCAUUUAGAUGAGCCGACCGGCUCGUCGGAGUCUCCGUCAGCGGCUGGGAUCGACCACCACGGUGGUCACCACCAGGACGGGAAGCGAGUCGCAGCAAGUGUAUCCGAGAAUCGAAUGGGGCUCUGGACCUCCGGAUCCCGGGCAAAGGGACUACCGGGGAGAACGAAAAAGGAAACAGAAACAAAUACAGAAUCGGAUCAUCCAAGUGGCCCAAUCGCCGCCGCCGGCGGGCUUAGCACAGAGAGGUCACGCUUCUGCAUCUCUAUCCGAACCUUUUGUAACGUUUUAUAUGCCAAAUUAAAUCCUUUUAAAGAUCGAAAAUCAAAAGAAUCAUCUAGGCUACUACUAUACUAUCGCGCUAAUCAAAAACUUGACUACUCCUUCCCUUUUCAACUUCUCAGUAGAUGUGUAGGAUUAGGAAUCUCAGAAGAGAGAAGAGCCGCCGACCAAGCCAGCAAAUCUAAUCAAAAUUAACGUGUUCAGUCUGAAGGACUUACUCUGAUGCAUUACGCACAUACUACAUACAUAAAUUAUAUACAGACAUAAAGGAUUAGCCAGUUUUUUCGGUACUAUCUAUAGUAGAAUUUUGAUAUAAGCCCAUGUAACUAGUGUAUGUAUUUCUACCACAUAACGCAUUAAAUGUACGCACUCGAACUCAAAAUGUAGCAUUUGAUGUUUUUUUUAUGUAAUUGUGCAAGUAUUUGUAUUUCAUAAUGCGCUAAGCAAUGUAAGCUGUAAACCAAUUUUACAACAAAUAAUAAAAAAUACAACUUUGCCCUACCAGUGGGUUCUCAUAA
Messenger RNA from Drosophila bipectinata, 2155 nucleotides. The record is from RefSeq and is a predicted model, not a curated record. NCBI's taxonomy places the organism in Eukaryota, Metazoa, Arthropoda, Insecta, Diptera, Drosophilidae.